Messenger RNA from Oncorhynchus keta (chum salmon), 1037 nucleotides. Its product is annotated as septin-4-like. The record is from RefSeq and is a predicted model, not a curated record. Gene Ontology annotation, cellular component: synaptic vesicle; cell division site; microtubule cytoskeleton. Lineage: Eukaryota; Metazoa; Chordata; Actinopteri; Salmoniformes; Salmonidae. The transcript has 3 exons. Gene Ontology annotation, molecular function: GTPase activity; molecular adaptor activity. Bases 579 to 926 code for a protein of 115 amino acids. Gene Ontology annotation, biological process: cytoskeleton-dependent cytokinesis; regulation of exocytosis.
UAGUUUCAAUGAUACAGAGGAAAGUUGGGGAGGAGAGAAUGGCAGGAAGGGACAGAAGAGAGGAGGCUAUAUUUACAAGAUUAAGGGUGGGACACAGCCAGUUGAACAAGACCUUAAAUGUGACAGGAAAGCAUCCAACCGGAAAGUGUGAUUAUUGCCAGGAAACAAACAGUGGUCCAUGUAUUGAUAGUGUGGACAUUGUUGGAGGGAAAGAGAGAGGAUGAGAUCUAGUAUGAGGGAGAAGGGGAUACAGGAAAUUUGUUUAAAGAGUAUAUGGAGUAGAACGUCAUUAGAUAUAGUGUCAAAUAUUUUAUAUUUUUAAGAGCAACAGGGCUGGCAGGUAGGAUUUAGUUUCUGGUCCCACUCUCCUGUACAAUAGGUGGCGGUAAUGUACCAUAACGUUGGAUGCCAACCACCGAUAAACCCCACCGAAGAAGUCUAGCGCUGCACCCCCAAGGUAGCGUUGCGGUCUGCUAGAUUGAUAAAAUAAAUUGCUUCCUGCGAAACGCAAAGCGUUUGAUGCAUCUGGUGGACAUGAGGCGUAAACACAUGCUUUCUCCAGCCUGGCUAAAGAUGAAAUGGGGAACUUAAAUCUGGAGAGUUUCAUCAGGGAGUUUCCCCAGAACAGAUACAACUGUUCCUCUCAUCAGGGCACAGGAUUGAUCUCAGGAAACUUCUGUUACUCCUCCCCUCUCCCAGAACACCACUACCUGGCCACACCCACCAGCUGGACCUCUGACCGCCCCCCACGACCCAAGAGCCCCUGGGGCUGCCUAGACCCCUACACCUCUGAGGACCAGGACAGGGAGUAUGUAGGCUUUGCUACUCUGCCCAACCAGGUACACAGGAAGUCAGUAAAGAAGGGAUUUGAGUUCACUCUGAUGGUGGUAGGUGAGGACAGGGGAAGAGCUGUCAGGGAGUUGUAGUUUGUUCACUUUCAUGACAAAGUUUCCACUGCUAAAUUAGAAGUAUUUAGCAGGGAUAUGACCAGGGUCUGAGGCUAAGCAGGAUCUCUUUGCGCUCUAUCUCCCUCAUUC